AUGGGUGUCCCGGUGAACAAGAACAAUACUGGCAGCAGUCCCGAGUCUGGUGCCGCGGGAGCAACUCCAACGUCUCGCGAUGUAAUUGGUACGCAAGGCCAGGAAACGACGACCUCGGUGAAUAAACUACCUGCUUCCACGCCCAUUGGUUCGCAGCACCAGAAGACGAAAAACUACAAGCCACCAGGUGGAGUUGUACAAUUACCCGCUUCAAAAUCGCCCGGAACCGUCGGCCCCCUCGCGGCGCGGCGAAGCAAAACUCCGGAAAAACUCGUCAGAGAAUCCGUGCUGGCAAACAAACAGACGAACCGUGGUGCACAACGUAGUACCAGUACCUGCCGGAGCCGAGGUGAGAAUAAGUUUAAUCCGUCGGCGAGAACUGGCGUAGAAGUAUCUUCAAGAGCCGCGGUUGAGGGUCGACGUGUAGCCGGGGGAGCUGCUGUUGUUCCAACUGGAAACAAGCAAAGUAAUGUAGUCGAUCUUCUCCAACGUGGUGGUGAACAAGGUUCGACUUCAAAAGCAGGCACUUCUGCAGUUGUUUCUAUAACUAGCAAGUCCCUCGGCCCCAUUUCUUCUACCGCGUCCGGGAGUAGUACCAGCAGUCCGCGACGCCAGGCCGCGCGGCAGAGAUGGUGCUAUGAGCGCGUCAAUGCGCUGCACAAAAAACGCGAUCAAAUCAACUUGUUUAUUGCGGAAAGGAAGAAGGAUAUCCAAGAAAAAAACAUUGUAGGUGUAACUUUUUUGGUGGAACAGCAUUACAGCAAAUUUGUCUGGCAUGACAGCAAAAACCUGUCAUGCGCAGAUAGUAAGUACGUGAAAAGACCUUUAAUGGACCCUGCGACGCAUGCCAAGCAUGACAGGCGGAAUCAUCUUGCAUGUUGCGCAUCACAGAUUUACAUUAGCAGCGUUUUCUUCUUGGAUAAAGGAACUGGAGGCGAUUGCGGCGAAAAUGCGAACGGUCGGACCACACAUGGGCACUCCUUAUGCAUUGCAAAGGUAAUAUCGUACUCGUAUAAAUGCAUUACAAAUUUCCCCAGCAUGAGAGAGAAAAUUUGUAAUGCUGAUCUACCUCAAGAAAAAGAUUUGUAAUGCUAAUGCAUGACCGCAAUACGAGUACGAUACUUUUGCACAGCAUACUCUUCAUCCUGGAGCAGGCACAUCAUCGUCCGACGGAGCAGGAGCGGCUGGCGUGAUCGUAGGAAGUGGAAAUAUAAAAAUCCAAGAACCUCCAGCGGACCGCGAUGGAAAAGCAGGAGCCGGAGCUGGUUCUACUGCUGCGCAACACCUCCAAGGUGGAACCUCCAACAAGCAAGAACUAGAACCCGCUCCAACGACGACGAAUCUGAAUAAGAAAAAAGAGCUGAGUAUCAAAUGUAAAAAUGUCUGGGUCUGGAAGAAUGCAACUUGUCAUGCUAAAUCUGAAUCAGGCAAAAAGCUGUGUUGCAUGAUUGCCAAAGGUUGUGCACUUUUGACCUAAUCGAGAGGCAGUUUCUCACGCAGGAUAGGCAUUGGAAAGGCUUCGCAGAAUCUGUCAUGCUAUGUCCUACAUACCAGACCUCAUGAGUUAUGGAAAACCUGCAUGACAAACCUGACAAUCUUCCAGACCCAGACAUUUUUGCAAUCCAUACUGAGCGACGUGACUCGGGAGCGGGCGAUCAAGCGCGCGGAGUACGAUCGAAAUCUAUCCUGUUGGACGAAAAGUACCGUAGAGCACGUGGAGCAGCAGAUACAUUCUUAAAUCAGUCGUAGUUUAGUAAAUUCAAAAUGCUCGGUCGUAUCCACAGAUCACGGUGACGAUCGCGACCGCGAUUUGCAGAUCAACUACAGGCUACACCUAGGGCCGCGCUCCUGAAGCGAUGGCACCGCUUGUAGUAGUUUCGGCUAGGAGGUGUAACUGCAGCGGAGCCAUAUACCUCUAUUCUUUUCCGCUUCGCUCUUGCUCGACGUGGUCUGGUGCUGUCACGACUCUACGGUAUUUUUGUUUUUGCAAGCCAUACACUGCGAUGGAGAUCGAAAAAGUCCAGGCGGAGUGUCGCAAUUUGGAAAGGGAUAUCAACCGCAAGCAUGUGUGGGUCAGGAAAGUUGUAGCUGGUAGUCUGGUGUGAUUGUGAACAACGAGAACAUGAAGAAAAUUGGGAUCUUCCGGAGCAUGGCAGACUGCGAUUUAUUUGCAUGACAUGCAUGAGCAUCUCUGCGUAAGUACUCAGUGGCUCAGAGUCGUAUCAGACAAGCAUGACAAGCCUUGCAACCUUUCAGACCCAGACCACACGUUUGCAGUUGAUAGCGGACUGCUUGAAUUUGCAGCGGAGCUCGGAGAAGUAUAGAAAUGAUUGCGAAUUAAUAUUGUGUUGGCAGUACCAGUACCACGUAAGUACUACGUUUACGGAACAAGCAUUAUGUUCGUAGUAGCACCAUCGAAGCUGUUCAAACUCAGAAACAAAGAAAAAGACGUACCAGAACUAGUCAGGUGUUAAUAAAAGACAUAAGAAAAAAAUCAAUAAAGAACAAGACGUACUGGAAGUAGUCCCUCGACAUCAAAAACUACGCGUGUAACAGAACGUUGUAUAACAAUUUCGAGGAUCAACUACAGGUGGAAGCAGAAGACCGAGCCUGACGCGGAGAUCUCCGAAACCAAGCAGACGGAAGAGUUUCUCUACAAGAAGCAGAGUCUCGAAUCAGAAAAGGACUUGGAUGAACGGCGCAAAAUCUCCCUGGAGUCCGGCCUGUAUCCUGUGCAAAAAACGACGUCAGCGUCAGCACCCCAAAGUCAAGAUGGGAACAAAUGUCGUGCUGCGCAAAUGCACUACAAAUUUCGGCUGCUGCGCAUGACAGCUUCGGGCUCGAAGUGUAAAAAUCCGGUUUAGAAGCUGCUAACACAGCAGCAUCUUCGCACUUCUAUGGUUAAGUUGCGGGUACCUCAUCCAGGUUCCAGCAUGACAAGUUCCCAGAUAGCGUGAAGAGAGAAUACUCCUCAUCGGGCCGCGCAUCAUAAUUUUUUCGGCUCUCUUCUAGCUUAGCAAGACAGGUAUGGGGCCGCGCCGUAGACGUUUUUGCACGGGAUAGCCUGUGCGACGGUAUUAUGGUGCGGGAAAAGUUGCAACAGGACAUCACGAAGGAGCGGGAAAAUAUGGAAGUAGCGUCAGGUUGGAAAUCGACAACAUGGGGACGAUUUAAGUAUUUUCACGGUGUGAUAGAUUGGAUUCCAUUUGGAUUCGCCAAGGAACUAAAAGAAGUAGCGCAUCAUGACGACACUUCUUUUUUUCCCUGAUCCAGUGGACGCAUCUACUAUUUUCGAUUGCCCCUGAGCGCGAUAUAUCUGUGAGUAUAAUAGUGCGCCCUGUCAUGCCGAUCGAGAACUUUUUUUGUUGAGCCACAGCCACAAGAUGCUUGAGUAAGAUUUGUAAGCUCGUGCUUAUUUGCAUGGUAUCUAACUACACAGUUAUGUUUUUUGUGAUAUGGGUGAACUUACCACAUAUAAGCAUGACAAGUUUUGAGGAAAUUCUCAACCUGGCGCGGCCAUAGAAAAACUGAAGUUGCUCGAAGCGGCGUGGGCAGACAAGCAGAAGACGAUGACGCUGGAGAGGCUGAAGUUCGGCAAGAAAAUGGAGCUUGUGAUGCAGGAAUAUGCAUUGCAAAAGUAUCGUACUAGUAUGAAUUGCAUCACAGAUUUUGGCAAGAAGGAGAGGGGAAUUUGUAAUGCUGUUUUGCCCUAGGGAAAACAUUUGUCAUGCAUAUUUGCAAUUAGUACGAGUGCGAUACUUUUGCACAGGAUAAGGAAGAGAGGGCGUUGAUGUGCCAGCGCGAAGUGAUCCUCCGCCAAAUCGAAGAGUUCACGACGAACACGAGUUCUAAUGCGCAUGAUAUGCAUCACAGAUACUAUUAUGUCGGGGUCUGGAAAAUUUUCAAUUGCAUGCCGAGUUGCAGCCCCCAUGCAUUUCUUCGCCAGCACGCAUGACAAGUGUCUUUUUUUCUGCGACUACGUCAAGCACUAACCGCCUGCAGCGUCGCAUUUCUGUAGGAAGCGAAACAAACGGCGGUCUAGAGAAACAAACACGCGUGACAGUUUCUUUUGUCUUUUGAGAACCAUGCAUGACGAGGACAUUUUCUUCCAGAGGACUCUGACAUACUUGUUUGCAUUAUUUGAUACUGCUCGGCGACCACGGGAUGAAGACGAGCACUGCACCAAAGGGGGGCGUUGGUAAUGGGACAUCGAACCACCAACCGCAAAACUGGAAGCAGACGGAGAUGAAAUUUGUGCAGUUGCAGGACCUCGCGAGCAGCAGGACCGACGCGAAGCAACAGAUGUUCGAACAGUUGCGCAACUUGCAGGAGGUGCACCAGAAGAAAAACGCGGAGUUUUUGCAGUACGAGAAAAAAGUGGAAGAGCUGCAGCAGACGCUGUUUGCCAAACAGAGCCAAUGGCGGUUGAACCACAUCAGAAACAUUGACGACCGCGUCGCCUUCAAACGGAAUCGGAGUUUCGUGCAGCUGCAAACCGGCGUUGGGGAGACCCUAUUCGCCUCGGGAAACGCGUUUGGAGACGGGUGGGAGGCGACCAAGGGAAACGCGUGGGAGGCGACCAAGGUAACCGCAGCGGUUGGUGGCGUGAAUUUGUGAACAAAUAGUCUUACGUAUUAGUUGGUAUUCAUCUGGAAUGUUAUGGAGGAACGAAAGAGUCAAGAGUGUAGUUUCAUGGGACGUUUUUGUCUAAAGCGUGUAGAAUCCACAUCUGAAGUUGUGGAUUUCUGAGCAGGUGGUAAAGUAUGGCAGCACACGAUACGGAGCCGAAAGUGUGUAUCACGACAAUCCCGAGGACUACCGAAAGAACAAAGACCACGAGUACUUUAUGAGAAAAUCGCUUGGUUUCCUCAAAAAUGUGUGCUGUACUUCAGUCCGAGGGGAAGAUACACUUCCAAAGACUGCUUGGGUGCGACGAUUGUUUUUUGUCGCAUGAGUGAACUCCUCGUAUUUUUUUCAAAGAUGUUGUUUAACGUUAAUCUCAUCAACAAGAUGUUAAAUGUUUUCAUUGCAGUGUGGAU
Molecule: messenger RNA, 5039 nt
Organism: Amoebophrya sp. A120
Lineage: Eukaryota; Dinophyceae; Syndiniales; Amoebophryaceae
Source: the annotation of a GenBank genome assembly